Molecule: messenger RNA, 389 nt
Organism: Rhizophagus irregularis DAOM 181602=DAOM 197198
Lineage: Eukaryota; Fungi; Glomeromycota; Glomeromycetes; Glomerales; Glomeraceae
Source: RefSeq, a predicted model, not a curated record
ACCCUUUAAAAUAUAUAUAAUCUUUCGUCAUGACUUCUCGCCGCUCAGUUUCUUCAAAUAAGAAAUCUCAACUUCGUUAUAAAGCUCUCAAGGCUUCUCGCAAAACUGAAAUAGCUCGACUUAAGGAACAAACAGAAUCUCUCCAACGAAAAUUGGAUAAAAUGAAAGAGCGAAACGAAUCUCUCUUUGAAAAGAAUGUUCAUUAUUUGACUUCCGGUUGGAAGUUACAAGAUCAAAUUGAGGAAAUGGAGGAAAAGGUUAAUGCUCUUGAACAAGAGCAAGAUAAUUUCAAAGAUACCAUUUCAGAGCUUCGUUCUUUUAAUCGAAAUCUUGGUCGGCUGCUUCUCAGUCUCAAAGAAGAAAACCUCGCUUUAAAGAAACUAUUAUAA